Messenger RNA from Schistosoma mattheei, 447 nucleotides. The record is from the annotation of a GenBank genome assembly. Lineage: Eukaryota; Metazoa; Platyhelminthes; Trematoda; Strigeidida; Schistosomatidae.
AUGUUACAGUAUUUGGAAUGGAACAUCAAUUGUUCAUCGGUUUUACCUGAUGUUGACAAUAACAUCAACGACUCAUUUGGACAAGAUGAAAGCGGACAGCAAUCCACCCAAUCACCGACAGAAGAAAACGAAGGAGAUGGUGAUGGCGAAAAUGGCGAACGGGUACCAGACUUGGUCGUUAUACCGGAACAUCAAAAGAUAGAUCAUCAUGAUAAUAAAACAAUCAAUUUGGAUAAAAAAGAAGUUAAUAGAACUGCGUAUAAGGUAGAAAAUGAAAGUGUUGAUAAUAAUGAUAAUAACAUUAUUAUUAAUAUCAAUAUUAAUAAAAGUGGUGGUCAUAAUGUUGAUGACAAGGAUGAUCACACCAAAUACUAUACAUAUUCUCAUGGUCCACGUCGACUGGCAAAUAAACAUAUGGCUUCAAAUAAUGUAGAGGCACUUCACUGA